AUGGGAACCAAGCAUAACUCCACGCGCUUCAAAACGCAACGUCCAUUGUCUAUAUUCAUUGUUCUCUAUUUGUGUUGCUUCUUUUACAUCUUGGGAGCAUGGCAGAAGAGUGGUUUUGGAAUAGCUGUACAGAUGACUAAGCAGACAGAUUGGAAUAUCUUUACUGAUCUGAACUUUGAAACCCAUCAUAAUGAUGUUAAGAUUGUUGAGCCUUCUCAACCAAAAGCCAAAGUAUUUAAGCCUUGUCAUGUUAAGUAUACUGAUUAUACUCCAUGCCAAGAACAAGAUCAAGGCAUUGUCCCCCUGAAGAGGAAAAACGGCAUUGUUUUGUUCCAGCAGCCAAAGGGAGGAGGAACUAUGUUUCCUCAAGUUGCAGACAUACUUGAUGAAAAGAAACGUGUUGGCUAUGUUCUUUGCACCACGGGACAAUCAUGA
This is a messenger RNA of Dovyalis caffra, 435 nucleotides long. NCBI's taxonomy places the organism in Eukaryota, Viridiplantae, Streptophyta, Magnoliopsida, Malpighiales, Salicaceae. The record is from the annotation of a GenBank genome assembly.